AUGAGGAUAGAAGGAGAAAAAGGUGUGAAAACACAAUCCGCGCCAAAACAUUGGCCGCGGACGCGCAAAGUGAUUUUGGCCGAGCAAUUCUCAUUCUGGCCGACCGUACGGUCGAGCCGGGAAGGAAUAGCCGUGCUCGGCCGGAUUCACUCUUGCGCGACAGAAAACGUUCGAGCGCCACGCGCGAACCGGGAAAGAAGCCGCGAUCGGCCGAUUUUGUAUCGGAACGGACCGACCGUGCCGGUCGAUCCGGGAAACAUACGCUCGGCCUCGGCCGAUUCUCUCGACCAAACGAAUUUGGCCGACCAAAUCGCUCGACCGCGACAAAAUCCAUCGGCCAUCGGCCCAAAACUUUUCUAG
This is a messenger RNA of Microthlaspi erraticum, 360 nucleotides long. The record is from the annotation of a GenBank genome assembly. NCBI's taxonomy places the organism in Eukaryota, Viridiplantae, Streptophyta, Magnoliopsida, Brassicales, Brassicaceae.